Molecule: messenger RNA, 797 nt
Organism: Cucurbita maxima (winter squash)
Lineage: Eukaryota; Viridiplantae; Streptophyta; Magnoliopsida; Cucurbitales; Cucurbitaceae
Product: protein translation factor SUI1 homolog
Exons: 5
Coding region: 202-543 (113 amino acids)
Biological process (GO): translational initiation
Molecular function (GO): translation initiation factor activity; RNA binding
Source: RefSeq, a predicted model, not a curated record
UGAUUUAAGGCAAUAGAGGUUUGUGUGGCUUGCACAAUUUCUCUCACAUAUAAACUUCAUUUUUCUUGGAGAUCUCUUGUUUCAGGUCUCUUUGUCUCCGGAUUCACAGCUUUUUCUCCCGAUUUGAGCACAGCUUAAUUCAGAUAAUAUUUCUUAUUUGCUUGUUGGUUACCUGUGUUCUACUUCGGACAGCCAAGUUUCAUGUCUGAAUUCAACGUGCAGAUUCCAUCUGCUUUUGACCCAUUUGCUGAUGCAAAUGCUGAGGACUCAGGAGCUGGGUCAAAAGAGUAUGUUCAUGUGCGCAUUCAGCAACGCAACGGGAGAAAAAGCCUGACAACUGUCCAAGGAUUGAAGAAGGAGUUUAGUUAUAACAAGAUACUCAAGGAUCUGAAGAAGGAAUUUUGCUGUAAUGGCACAGUUGUGCAAGAUCCUGAGCUAGGCCAGGUUAUACAACUUCAGGGAGACCAAAGAAAGAAUGUGUCUACCUUCCUUGUGCAGGCUGGCAUUGUGAAGAAGGAGAACAUCAAGAUUCACGGUUUCUGAGUUCUUUUUCUGUUUACAGCAGCUUAACUGGUAGUAGUGGACAUUAUAUACCUAUCUUCUUUAGAACUUGGAAGUGAGUGCCUGUUACAUUACAACUCUUGAUCCAUGUACGUAGCUUUGCUUUGUUAUGCAGACGAAGUUAUGGAUCAUUGGUCCCUUUAAAUUAAUGACAUGUUGUCUGCUUUCUUGUCACGCGAAGUUCGACCUUUCAUUUUCUUGAAUGCGAUUGGCUGGAUGUUAACCAGCACUAGAUA